AUGUUACCAAUAAUGUCAAAACAUUUUAUAAAUUCAUCAUCAAGAAAUGAUUCAAUUACAUGUAAUAUUAAUAGUGAUGAAUUAAAUCGUAAUUGUAAUAAUCGUAAAAUAAAAGUUAAAAUAUCAAAUAGUGAUGGUUAUAUAAGAUCAAUAUCAUUUAAAAGUGAUUCCAGUUGGAUUAAAUGUAUACAAUUAGCAAAAGAUGUCCAUAGUAAUAAUGUUAUUAUUGAAUUAAUUAAUAAUAAUCAAAUAAGAUUAAGAACAAUUAGAGAAAUUAAUGAGAAUGAAGAAUUAUUUUUAUGGUUUACAGAAGAUAUUUCAAUUAAAAUGAAUAUACCAUUUUUAACACCAAUAAAUAUAAGAGGAAAUAACUGUUAUAUUUGUCACAAUUGCAAAGCAUCAUUUGAAUAUCCAAAUCCUUUAAAAAUUCAUUUAGCAACAUCAUGUUCUAAUGAAUCACCAGAUAUAUUAUGGAAAAAUUUAAUAAAUUCAAUAAAAAAGAAUGUUUCAUCUGAUUUACUAUCGGAAAGUAUAAAUAAUAUAAAGCCACAAAUGCUACUGCCUUCAUCACAAGAAUCAAUAAAUGCAUCUAUAGCAACAACAUUACUAUUUACUAGUCAUAAUCAUGUUUUAAUGAAAUCACAACCAACUUUAUAUCAAUAUGAUCAUCAAUCAGCAUUUAAGAGAGUUACUCCUCCACCAUUAUCACAACCACCACCACCACCACCAACAUCGCAAGUACCAUUAUCUUUAGCAUCACAAUUACAACAAAAACCACAACAGUUACCACAAGUGUCUGCGGUUAACCAUAUUCCUUCACAUACUCCAUUAUUAUUACAUCAUCAGUAUUCAACUUGCAAUUAUCAACAUUUACCAUUAGUACGUAAAUCAUCACCAUUGCAUAGAACAUUAUUUAAUUCUUCUUCAUCAUCUUCAUCACCACCAUCAUCUACUUCAUUAUCUAUAUAUUCAAGUUCUACAUCUGUACCGAAUACAUUAGUUACAACAUCACUAUCACCAUCAUUAUCAAAUUCAACAUUAUCUUCAUCAUUGCAUUCACAUCUACAACAUAAUAAUCAUCAUCAUCAUCAGAUUACACCAACAUCAGCAUCAGCAGUAGCUGCAGCAGCAGCAUUAAAUGCAGCAGCACAAAUAGAAACAAUUGUUAGUAAUAUGGGAGCAUCAAAACAAGGUCAUUUAUGUAUAUAUUGCGGAAAAUUAUAUAGUAGAAAAUAUGGCCUUAAAAUUCAUAUACGAACACAUACUGGUUUUAAACCAUUAAAAUGUAAAUAUUGUUUUCGACCUUUUGGUGAUCCCAGUAAUCUUAACAAACACGUACGUCUUCAUAUGCAAAGUGGUAAUCUUAGUUUUCGUUGCCAUUUAUGUAAUAAAACAUUAGCAAGAAGAAGAGAUUUACAGAGGCAUAUUGAAACCAGACAUUGUACUACUGGUACUGUUGAUGAUGAUACCAGUAUACAAUUUACAACUAUAUCAUAG
Molecule: messenger RNA, 1497 nt
Organism: Condylostylus longicornis
Lineage: Eukaryota; Metazoa; Arthropoda; Insecta; Diptera; Dolichopodidae
Gene: Prdm13
Product: PR domain zinc finger protein 13
Exons: 3
Coding region: 1-1497 (498 amino acids)
Cellular component (GO): nucleus
Source: RefSeq, a predicted model, not a curated record